This is a messenger RNA of Cynoglossus semilaevis (tongue sole), 2292 nucleotides long. RefSeq names its product HPS4 biogenesis of lysosomal organelles complex 3 subunit 2 (gene hps4). Lineage: Eukaryota; Metazoa; Chordata; Actinopteri; Pleuronectiformes; Cynoglossidae. Gene Ontology annotation, molecular function: small GTPase binding; guanyl-nucleotide exchange factor activity. Gene Ontology annotation, cellular component: cytoplasmic vesicle; lysosomal membrane; BLOC-3 complex. The transcript has 13 exons. The record is from RefSeq and is a predicted model, not a curated record. Bases 299 to 1960 code for a protein of 553 amino acids. Gene Ontology annotation, biological process: melanosome assembly; protein targeting; vesicle-mediated transport.
CUUUCACGUGACUCCUGCCGCUUGUGACCGACCGCAUUCCUUCAGGUGGCCGCGUCUCCGUCACUGAUUCGCUGAACGAGCUCAGUGUUGUGAUCUGUCACGGUUUGUUUCACUUGCCGGUUGUUGUGAGGGUUCGUUUUUCACACGAUCGCUGCGGGAGUGAAGCUGCGGAGCUGCGGGGGAAACUUCCUCCUCCUCCCCCGGGUGAGUCAACCGAAGAGGAGCGGAGAGUUAGCGGAGGGUCGAUGGGUGAGAAGUGACCGAGGAGGCGCUGCCGUUCUCCGGGCUGGACUCUGUUAUGGCUGCGAACUCUGUCAGAAGGUGUAGUUAUUUCUUCCUCUACGAUGGAUCCAAGGUGAGGGGCGAGGGAGACCCCACACGGGAUGGAAUCUGCUACUUCUACCCCGAGGAGACCCCCGUAGAUAAACAGGAGCUGCUGUGUGGACAGCUGGCCGGGGUCGGACGCUGUGUCUCCGAGCUGUCCUCGUCUCCGGUGCGGGUUCUCAGGCUGCACCGCCACAAGUACGCCAUCCACAUGAGGGACGACUUCUUCUGGGCUCUGGGCUGUUCAGCGGAUGUUCCCACCGCGGGUGUGUGCGAGCUCCUCCGUCAGCUCAUAAAUGUCUUUUGUUUCUUCAACGGCUCAGUGCGUCAGAGCUACCAGCUGAACAGUCCGGAGACGUUGGCGACCAGGUGGGCUCGGUACCUGUCGUACCUGCGGCCGGGAUCGUCCGAGCUGCACCAGGUCUUCAGCUGUGUGAGGACCAUCGACUCCACCAACGUUGACCCUCUCCUGCUGCUGAAGGCCGCCCUCAUUCUUCAGGCCUGUCAACACUGCCCUCUAGUGUCAGCAGGCUGCAUCCUCUUCCGAGGGAGAGUUGUCAGCACUCAGAUGUGUCCAGAGCUCACGGUGAAGGUCAUGGUCCACGAGCGUGACACGUAUACCAAGUCGCAGAGUCCAGACGUAGCCUACGACUCCGACUCCGACUCCGAUCCCAUCAGCUUCACCUCUGUCUUCCUGACCCGCUCUGAACUCCAGGACCUUCACUCUGCUCCCGUCCACAGAGACCUCAGAGAUUGUUACACCAAGAAGACUGGGGUCUCCAGGACUCUGUCUCAGGUUCCGUCUUCUGAUUCGGAGUCGUCCGAGCUGAACUUCUCCCUGAGUCACGACACGUCGGAAUCAGAACUCUCUGUCUUCAGCCCGACCACUGAUCCACCCAACACCCGCGGUCACUCCUCGGGAUCUCCACUUUUCAAUGGUCGACGUUCUCCCGGAGCUCGGGAGAACCUCCCGGAGGAGUCCAACGUCGGGAACCUCAGCAGCCGCGAGGACGGACGCGGUCUGGAGGAAAAGUCGCCGGUGGUGGAGGGUGUGGGAGGUCAGGAGGCAGAGGUGUGUGGACCUCCUCCUCCUCCUUCUUCUUCAGACAGCCCAGAGAGUCUGAUCUGCAUGAGUCUGUACCUGCACCGGGUCAAAGGUCUGGUUCUGGCCCUGCUGGUGGAUCCUGACUUCCUGAACAACAAAGCUUCGAUGGAGGAAGUGUUUCACAGCAGCCUGGCGUCGCUUAACGGCCUGGAAGCCCACCUCAGAGCUGUCCCUCCAGUUGCCCCCGCCCCCCCAGUUGCCCCCUACAUGUUUGCCCACUUCGACUGUGUUCAGAGCACCAUGACCACCAACAUGUCUGCCCAGCCAGGGGGAGCCACUGAGCAUCCUUUUGUCAAAGCUACGUCACUUCUUCACUCGCAUUUCUGGAAAACUAAAACUCUGCAGGAGGCUAUUAUCAGGAGCGCCGGCGCCGCAGUGUACGGGACCCGCAGCGCGGCCCAGGAGACGUACUUCCAGCAGCACGGGGGACUGUUGAGGAACUCUGGGAUUCCCAACCACCAGGACAGCGCCUUCUCUCUGCCCACAAAGGCACGACAUCGGCUCCUUAAGCACGGGGUCAACCUGCUGUGACCCCCCCAACCCCCCGCCCCCCAGGUUCGGCUCUGAUGACGUCAACACGUCUGAGGUCCAGGACUUCUGAGUGUCAGUUAAGGAUGAGACUGUAGAGGGCGACAAGCUGUUCGGAUAUUGUUAUUGAUAUUGAUCGGAUAUUAGCUGUUCUGAAGUUGCUAACCUGAUGUUCAGAUGGGGGGGGCACUCAAUGUAUCAAUACUACAGUUUCGCAAUAUAUCCUGUCGUUGCCCCUUGAAUUGUGAUACGUAUCGUAACGCCAGAUUCUUGCCGAUAUACACUCCUAGUUUUUAACUCAAACACUUCAAAUAAAAAAAAAAUAAAAAAAUCUA